Messenger RNA from Linum tenue, 1449 nucleotides. Lineage: Eukaryota; Viridiplantae; Streptophyta; Magnoliopsida; Malpighiales; Linaceae. The record is from the annotation of a GenBank genome assembly.
CAAACUUGAUCCCAGUUUCCAAAAUGUCGGCAACAGCCGCCAUUCCCGGCGGAAAAUCCUUCUCGCCGCCGUCAGGUUACAACCUCGAGUUCCGCUCUCUCGCUGACGAUGCGUGGUACGCCGCCCGCGCCAUCCUCAGUGGCAAGAAGCUCGCGGUGAAGUACGACGACCUGGACUUCGUCUUCGAGCCGCAUAGGUUUUCCGAUCUCGACGAACUACGCGACUACGAAUCUCGAUUCCGAUCCGUCUCCAGGCGACUCCAGGAUUCCGAGUGCAAGAAGCUCUGCAAGAAAAAGGCCGUCUGCGUCUCCCACUCCUUCCACGAAAACGACAACCGCUUUUACGACGCCACCGUCGACGAUGUUAUUGAGAGAGAGCAUUCGUUUUCCAGCGGAAAGGAAGUCUGCAAGUGUGUGUUUGCAGUUGUUUGGCAAAAGGGACCAUGGAACGGCUACGUAUGGCAUAAAAGCAUAGAGGACAUCCGCAUUGUUGAGUCUGGUUCAGAGCUUGAUCCUGAUGUAACCCGUUUCUUCAACAUGGCAAGAAAGGAGAUUGCUGCUUCCGGUUCUGCUUCUAAGGUAAGCUUCUUCUUCCCAAGGCAAAAAAUGGAGUUGACGAUCAUCAGCCCGCUAAUGGAACUCGGUCCGUGGAAGAAGAUGAUUGGGAAGAUGCUGAUUUCGGACGGCGCAAUGAUCGAUAUGCUCUUCUGGUUGACAAUCUGGAAAAGGACAUAUCUUCUUCUACAUUAAAGCAGUUUAUACACCAAGAAACUUCUCUCGGAGUUGAAGUUCAUGUUUCAUCAAGGCUCUUUCCUGAAACACUCAACAAGGCAGUCAUUGUGGUGGAAUCUGAGCAGCAGUUGGAUGAGCUAUACAAGUUUCUGGAUUGUCCAGCUCAAAUUGUUGUCACCCGGACAGGAAGGCCCUUGGUGGUCACAGAGAAAAAGUUUGAAUUCGAUACAUUGGCGAUGAUGCGAAUGGAGGGACUGAUUGAUAUGGGUCGCGGAAGCUACAUGCAGCAGGGUGGAGGUAUUGGGGUGAAACACGGAUUGAAGGUUGUGAGAAAGGGAUCAGUUGAGUUUGAAGAAGCUAAGGAAAUGAAAGAUUUGUUUGUGGAGUUUUCGCAUCAUCAGAGAGGUUUGUUGAAGAAACAAGUUGAGAAGGAGAAGGAGAUUAUGGAAGCAGGGAACGCUUGAAUGUCCAGUUGUGAUGCAGCUGUUGGAAAGUUUUGGAAAGUACUGGCAGGGAACUAGUUAUACUUUCGGGUUGAAGAGUUAGACCAGACGAACUCUGCCCUUUUUUUGUACAUCUUGAUGUAAAUGGGUGAUGUAUAAUUCUAAUUGGUGUUACUCUGAUAGCACGUAUGCGGAGUGCUGUUAAUAGUUUCUGCUAACUGCUAAUGAAACCAUGAAGACUCCAGUGCGUUUCAUGGAUAUUCAAGAAUUAGUAC